GUCGCGGGUGGAUAUUAUUAUUUUAUUUAUAAAAAUAUAUUUUACCAGUUUGAGGUGAUUUUAAUACGAUGAUGGACCGGGUUCAUCUGGAUGUUAUUAUUUAUUUAAAAAGAUAUUUCUGUUGGUCAAUGUGCUGAUAGAUUUUAACCUAAAAAGUGAAUUGUUUAUUUGUUUAUUUAUUUGAAUUUUAAUUUUAAUUUAAAUUUAAAUAAAAUAACAGUCAUAAUGGAGACAUUAUUGCCAGGUCACAACAACCAGUCGUACAGUCCCCAGUUGAAGACAGUGUUGAAGACAUAUCAGUUAUCUGCUGUUAAAAGUCUGCAGGGUCCUAGUUCAGCCCUGCUGGGGAUGGACUGCAAGGGUCUGCUACAAGAACAGUUUAAUUUUUCCUCCCUACGUACUAAUUGUAUUAUCGAUACUUGCAGUGAUCAUGAUAAAGACAAAGGCAAAGAGUUGCCGAUAAUACGGGAACCUAUUGAGCGGCUCCAGCACGACGACUCCGACGAGGAUCCCCAGAUAGACAGAGGCAAGAUAAUAAAUGACAAGCGAGAGCUCGAGUUCCAGAUACCGAUUCUCACAGCUCCUGACCAGAGCUGCUCUGAAAGAUGCGAAACUCUGCUGGAGAAUGAGAGAAUUUCGUGUUUUGUCGUUGGCGGGGAACGCAGGCUCUGUUUGCCCCAGAUACUGAACACGGUGCUGCAGGAUUUUUCCCUGCAGCAGAUAAACCAGGUAUGUGAUGAGUUGCAGAUUUACUGCUCGAGGUGCACCCACGAUCAGCUGGAGGAGCUGAAACUAUCGGGAAUUUUGCCCAGGAAUGCACCAUCCUGCGGACUUAUUACGCAGACAGAUGCUGAGCGGCUGGUGAGUGCGCUGCUGCUGCGCACUGAAACACGGGAACUGGGACUGAUUCAUCCGGAUGACAUCCAGCAUCUGAAGCACCAGCAUCGGGAUGACAAGGAUUUGCUGAAGAAGGAAGAACUGAUGCUGGAUGACUCGAUAGUUAGAUUUAAAGUUUACCACGAGUGCUUUGGUAAGUGCAAGGGAAUAUUUGACGCAGACUUAUUUGACUCUGAAGACUCGGCGUGUAUUGAGUGUCUUGAGUGUGGCUGUCAGUUUUCACCACAGAGAUUUGUUAGACAUGCACACCGGCCUUUGGAAAAUCGCACGUGUCACUGGGGAUUUGACUCAACUAACUGGCGUUCUUAUUUAUUGUUAUCACGUGAUCAGCCGCAUUACACUAAAGUUGUUAGUUUGUUUCGAAAUUUGAAGGAUAGAUAUCCGGUGCCAAAUUAUAACAAGAGAAAAGCACCUGAGAUAAGGCAUGAAAUCGAAAAAUUGCCUAAACGUAUGAAGAAAGAAUUGAAUCGUGAGGAUUGUACUGGAAUAUAUGCCAGCAAUAAUGCUCUGAUGUAUCCAGUAACAGCAGCUGGUGCUGAUGGUGAUCCCUAUUUAAUGCAGUGGGCUGUUUUUGAAUUAGCAGCACGUGGUGCAUCGGCAUUUAGACCUUGGAAUGCUGCUGCUGCUGCUUCAUGUAAACACAGAGAUAACUCACCGCUGGUGCCUGCGUAUUUAAGUCGCGGUCCUCCAGUUCUACAGCAUCCAGAGCGAGUGGUUCCAUUAUCCGAUUGCGAGCGAUUCGAGCCGCAUUAUCAGCCGAACGUUGCCUUGGCACCUGUACCAACCCCAUCAAUAACACCCGUGCCUCCGGGAUUAUCAUCAGCAGUGGGACCUCGUCGUUACCAUGAAAAGAGCAGACACCAACGAUCUCUUAGUCCGGAUGUUAAACUGGACACUGUGGUAAUUAAAUUAGAAAAACCCUCGUCGCCGUUACCUGACCAAGAUGUUGAUUAUCAGUCACGUUCGUCUACACCAGACCCACUUGAUACUGAUGACAAUGUCGUUGUCAAUGUCAGUGCUAACGCUAAUGAUAACGUUGCUGUUAAUAACGACGAUGACAAUCGUGAUGGUGAUGCUGAUGAUGAUGACAAAGCUGAAGAAUGCAAAAAAAUAGACGAAGAAGAAACUAGUGCCGUAACAUCAUCAACAGUAAACGUCGAUCCGCAAAAUGAAUCACCAGAUCCUGUGGAAUAUUCAUCAGCUUCGAGUUUGUCGCUGUCGCCAUCGGAUGAUUUCGAUCCAGCAAAUGCUCUCAUUGAUUUGGAAGAACGUUUGAUGAUUCUAAAAGUACCUCAAGAUGUUAUAGCAUUGACUAAAAAAUUAAAUGAUGAGUUUAAAAAAUUAUUAAUACAGCGACGUAAUGAUCUAAGAGAAAUAAAACGUUUGAAAGAUGAAUUAAAUAAUCAGAAUCACAGUAAUAAAUCAACGGUUGAUGAUUGUAAUGAUAUUAAUAAUAAAUUAGAUAAUAAUAAUGAGGGUAAUAAUGUUGUUGUCGACAGUACUGAUAAUAAUCCAGAUGCUAAUGAAUUAAUUGAUAAGGAGCCUGAAUCUGGUGUAAUUACGGAUAAUAAUUGUCCGUCAAAGGAUUAAUAAUAAUAAUAAUAAUAGUAGUGGUAAUAAAUAAUAAUAAAUUUGUAAAUAAUUAUGAUAAUUAACUCGAAUUAAAAAUGAACAACUGCUCAUUACAUUGUUACGCUUAUCAUUUGGCCAGAUAAGCUAGCACUGAUAAUAAAUAUAUUUUAAGUAAUAAUUAUUAUUAAUUAUAUUACUGUUUUAUUUAUUUAAAUAAUUGUAUUGGUUAAUGUGAUAAUUAAAAUAGUAAACGCCUUUGAAAAAAAAUUUUAAAGAAAAAUUAAUUAAUUAAUUAAUGCAGUUUGUGGUAAUUUUUUAUUUCGAGUUUAAAAAAAUUUUGUAGAUACUGUAUGAUAAUUAGAUUUUUAGAAAUAUUAUUAUUAUUAUUAUAAAUUAUUAAGAUUUAAUUAAUGACACUGAUGUGUCACUAGAGUAAUUGAUUAUUAAAUGCGUAAGUGUUUUAAAUUUUUAUUUGUAUAUUUUAAAUAUAUAUACAUAUAUAUAUGUAAUGGAGUUUAGUUGGUAGAGUAGUUUUAAUUGCUUUUGAUUUAUUAAUUAUUUUUUAUUUUGUAUAUAAAAAAAUUUUUUCUUGUCAAUUUUUAUUGUAAAUUAUCGUAAUUGGUAAUUAUCCGAGUAAUUUAUAGAUUUAAUUUAUGGUUUUUUUUAUUUUAUAAUGCAAAGUUAAUGCAAAAGUACAAAUACCCUAGGUGCUAUGUUGUUACACUAGGUCAUUUAUAUAUAUAUAUAUAUAUAUAUAUAUAUAUAUAUAUAUAUAAAUAUAUGAGUAACAAGUGUAGUAAUAAUUGGUUGAAAUUUUUUAAUUACAAAGACAAUGUUGGUAAUUUAAAUGCAUAAUAUUUUUUGUGAUAGUGGAUAACUACUUAAAGAUUAGGGUGGCCCAAAAAAACCGACUAUUUUUUUUUUUCGAGUCUCUAAUGAAAAUUUGAUGGUUUAAGAUGUUCCAAGACGCCUCUCCAAAAAUCAGCUCGAUAAAAAAUUUUCAAGAGGUCGCUCACGAAUUUUGAAAAUAUCAAAAAUCAUCGAAAUUAGGAUUUUUUUGUUCUAAAUCUCUUCUUUCUCGUGGCAGCUAUAGUUUAUAUUUAUGAAAUCAUGACUACGCUGAAAAUUUCAGCUCAAAAUUAAAAUAUUUAAACGUCGCUCAAGAAUUUUGAAUGUUUCCGAGUACUGUCUCUUGGACGUUUUCGAGCGACCCUUGAAUGUUAAUAAUAAACCUUCUCAAUUUUUUUACCAUCAAUUUGUAUCAUAAUGAAUAAAAAUACAACCCGAGAAAUAUAAAUAAUAAGUUAUUUACAUACUUUUUUAUUUUUUAAUUCAAUUUUUGGGUUUUUUUGCUGAUUCAAAACUUACCCAAUUUUAUUGUUUAAGACUGCCCUGUAUAUUUUCGGUUAUGCAAAAGUUAUAUUUAAGUGAAAUGACAGUAAUUGAGUUAUAAAAAAAUACAAAAACUAAUUCAAAGUAUUAGUUACACAUUAUCAGUUAAUAUUCAAAAUUUUUGAGCGCCGUUUAAAUAUUUAAAUAUUGGGCUGAAAUUUUCAGCAUAGUCAUAAUUUUACAGAUAUAAAAUAUUGCUGCCACGAGGAAGAAAAAAUUCAGAAACAAAAAAUCCUAAUUCCAAUCAUUUUUGAUAUUUUCAAAAUUUGUGAGCGACCUCUUGAAAAAUUUUUAUCGAGCUGAUUUUUGGAGAGGCUUCUUACAACAUCUUAAACCAAAAAAUUUUCGUUAGAGACUCGAAAAAAAAAAAUAGUCGGUUUUUUUGGGCCACCCUAUUAAAGAUACUGCCAAUUUUAUGUGAACAAAUUUUUAUUUUUUGGAAACUGUUUUUUUUUUAGGAAUUUUUAAAAUUUAUUUUAUUCUAUUGGGAAUUUUUAUUUUUGUUGCCAGUAAAAUAUGAAAUUAUUUUAAAAUUAAAUGGCAACAUCAGAAAAUAAAAUAAAAAUUGUAAAUAUUUUAUUUUUAAAAAUUGUAAUUUAAAAAAAAAAUUUUUAAACAUUACUCUCAUUUUAUUUUAAUAAUUUAAAUUAUUUUAGGCGCGAGUUUUUAAAAAUUAAUUUAAUAUUUAAAUUUAAAAAAUUAUCAAGUCUUGUCUUUGUAAUGAACGCAAUUGAUAUUGAGAGACGUCCACGGAAUAAAAAUAAUAAUAAUUAUCUCUCUAUCAAGUCAACAAUCCGUACUCUAGUAAAUCUAUAUAUUAUUGAAUAAGUAAAGUCUACAUAAAUAUAAAUAAUAAAUAUACACAACAAUAAUUAUUAGUCCAAAAUUUAUUAGAAUUUUUAAACUGAUCAGUGUUUUUUUUUUAACUGCCGGAGUCUACUAUUCAUUAGUUUGAGUCUGAAGCAGUUCUCGAUAUUAUUUUGAAACGUCAAAAUUUUCAAAUUUAUUUAUUUAAUUUUUUUUUACUGAGCAUAAAUAUGACAGUGGGUAAAACGGACCUCCAGUAGAAUUUUAAUAGAUAAUUAUUUUUUUUUUUU
This is a messenger RNA of Microplitis mediator, 4958 nucleotides long. RefSeq names its product ski oncogene. The record is from RefSeq and is a predicted model, not a curated record. The transcript has 3 exons. Gene Ontology annotation, biological process: negative regulation of BMP signaling pathway. Gene Ontology annotation, cellular component: nucleus. Gene Ontology annotation, molecular function: RNA polymerase II cis-regulatory region sequence-specific DNA binding; DNA-binding transcription factor activity, RNA polymerase II-specific; SMAD binding. The coding region runs from base 226 to 2487 and encodes 753 amino acids. Lineage: Eukaryota; Metazoa; Arthropoda; Insecta; Hymenoptera; Braconidae.